AUGCCGUGCGCCAUCGACCAUUCUCCGCAAACCGCGCUCAGACCGUCGACAGACACUCCGACUGACGCCCUUCUCGCCGGCGACCGCUUGCUGCCGUUCGCGACGGCGCCGCUGGAGGCGGAAUACGCGGUGGCGCAGGAGGAGAUGGGGCGCGGGGAGUUCGGCGUGGUGCGCGCGUGCAUGGCGCGCCGCAGCGGGCAGCUGCUGGCGUGCAAGUCGGUGGAGAAGGCGCGCCUGUGCGGGGAGCGGCGCGGCGAUCUCGAGAUGGAGCUGCUGUGCAUGGCGGUGCUGCCGCCGCACCCGCACGUGGUGCGCCUCGCGAGCGUGCAUGAGGACGCGCGCCGCGUGCACCUCGUCAUGGACCUCUGCGACAGCGGCGACCUCUUCGACCUCGUCGCGCGCGCCGGCCGCCUGCCCGAGCGCUGCGCGGCGGCGGUGCUGGCGCAGGCGGCGAGCGCGGUGGCGUGGUGCCACGCGCACGGCGUGCUGCAUCUGGACGUGAAGCCCGAGAACCUCCUCCUCGCCGGUCUCUCCGCCGCGCCCCUGCUCGCGGACGCGCAGAGCGCGGAGGCGGUGCUGGCGCACGUGAGCGUGAAGCUGGCGGACUUCGGGCAGGCGGUGGCUGUGGGCGCGAGGGGCAGGGCGCGCGGGCUGGCGGGAUCAUCCCUGUACAUGGCGCCGGAGGUGGUGUGUGGGCGCGAGUAUGACAGUGCGGCGGACAUGUGGAGUGUGGGCGUGGUGUUGUAUGUGAUGCUGGCAGGGUACGUGCCCUUCUACGGCCCCGACCUGCCCCACGUGUUCCGCGCCAUCUGCCGCGGCCACCCCGACCUCACGGGCGAGGCGUGGGAGGGCGUGUCAGACGAGGCGAAGCAGCUCGUGCGGUCGCUGCUGUCUGUGGACCCCGCUGCUCGCCCCUCUGCCUGCGACCUGCUCUCCCACCCCUGGCUUACUGCCCACGUGCCUGCAGCCGCGGCAGCAGCCAAGGCGGCGAGGGAUGCGGCGAGUGCGGCUGUGGGGGACGUGCUGGCGCCCCUGGCGUGUGUUGCCCCCUCCGGUGCUUCCACCACCUCUCAAUUCACUGACCGUAGUGGGAGGCUGCAUGGCGCCGCACCUGAUGGACAGUGCAGGGAGCAGUGGUGCAGCAAGGAGGCCGAGGAGACGAUUGUAUCGAUCUAG
Messenger RNA from Closterium sp. Naga37s-1, 1176 nucleotides. The record is from the annotation of a GenBank genome assembly. Lineage: Eukaryota; Viridiplantae; Streptophyta; Zygnematophyceae; Desmidiales; Closteriaceae.